Messenger RNA from Fulvia fulva, 1398 nucleotides. RefSeq lists its product as uncharacterized. The record is from RefSeq and is a predicted model, not a curated record. The transcript has 4 exons. Bases 1 to 1398 code for a protein of 465 amino acids. Lineage: Eukaryota; Fungi; Ascomycota; Dothideomycetes; Mycosphaerellales; Mycosphaerellaceae.
AUGGAGCUGGUGGAAGACGGCGGUGGUGUAGACGUUUUCGACAUCUCCUUCCGCGCGUGGGAUUGUUACAGUAGAGGUGGUGGGAGGUUGGCAUGGGACUGGAUUGAGGGCACGAUUUGGAGGAAUCCGCUGCCGUCUUCAAAUGCGAGGUUAGUUAGUGGGCUGUGUUUCGAUGGGAAGGAGGCGGUAUUCUCCGGGGAUGAGGGAGUACCAGGCUUGAGUCACUUCUUCGACCACGCUACUGUGUGGUACCAACAGAAGGACACGGUCAGUCCGAAGGCUGAGCGACGGCUCAGCACCGGCGUUGGGGCAUCAAUCGCUGAGGCGAAAUUGAAUGACUGCGUUUACGAUCCCGUCCAGCUUGCCUGGCUACCAGCUCAUUGCCGAGAUGACAAGAUCACCGAUGCGUUUCGCUAUGCUGCACCCGCAAUGUUCGACUACAAGUGGCCAUACUACGCAGAGCAGGACAAGAGUUCUCCCAUUUCCGAAGAAGAAGACAUCGCAAUGUUUACGGAUACGGGUCAGCUGUACUAUACCGUACACGCCCACCACUUGGCACACUGCAUAUACAACUGGAUGAAGGAGGCUCGCGCCCCGGAGACCAAGAUCGUGAUCCCAAAAAGAGUUCGUGGCUUCGGACAUGCGGCGCACUGUGCCUCAGUGAUCAUGAUCAACGAUACGUUGGACGCAUUGAACUCGGCGUCCAGCGUGAGUCUGGAUGCCGAUGUGCUACAUUCCGAGCAGUCUAAGCUUGCCAGCGGUGAAGAAAAGGUCCAUGAUGUUGGAGGACAAGUCAUUGACGGCGAUCCGUGGAGAGGAACAACAGCAGCGUUGGUAGCGACUUCAGUCUUCCUCUUCGUCGACAAGUGGCCGCAGAUUAGCACCAGACUCAUGCUUUGGCAGACGGUUCAGCUGCUGCCAGACAUCGCAUCAACGAGUACAACAGCCCCAGCCGCCAAUUCAACAGAUGCCAUAGCGGACAUAGUCGAGCGCUACGCAGCCGGAUGUCCUGACCAUCACCAUACGACCCGCCUCAUCUCCGCAGACCCCCUGAUGCUAUACAUCGAGAACCUCCUCUCCAAACAUGAAUCCUCACACCUCCUCGCACUAGCCGAGCCACACUACAAGCCCUCAGCCAUAGUCGGUCCGGCUGGCAAAGAGUACGACAGCAACUUCCGAACGUCGGUCUCGGCCAAACUCCCCAACGACGACGCAGUCGUAUCAUGUAUUCGCAAACGAGUCGCCGACUUCCAGAGCUUCAUGCCGGUGGACCGGGUGGAGGAUAUUCAUGCAGUCAAGCACGGCAUCAACGAACCUCCUUUCCAUCCUGGCCGUCUCCUCCAGCCCUGGAUUGGUGCUCAAGAGGAGUCCUCACUUGCGAUGCGCAACCAGGAUUGA